Molecule: messenger RNA, 588 nt
Organism: Lathyrus sativus (Indian pea)
Lineage: Eukaryota; Viridiplantae; Streptophyta; Magnoliopsida; Fabales; Fabaceae
Source: the annotation of a GenBank genome assembly
AUGCACAAACAGGAGAAACAAAGAAGUGAGCGGAGAAAGAAUGGUUUGGAAGAAACUAUCUGUAGUGCCAAAAUUCGAGAGAACAUUGCUGACCCUGCACGUGCCGACCUCUAUAACCCACGUGCUGGUCGUAUCAGCACUGCAAACAGUUUAACUCUCCCAGUCCUCCGCUAUUUACGCCUCAGUGCUCAAUAUGUUCGUCUCUACCGGAAUGGUAUAUAUGCUCCACAUUGGAACAUUGACGCAAACAGUCUGCUGUACGUGAUUAGAGGAGAAGGAAGAGUUAGGAUUGUGAACUGCCAAGGAGACGCGGUGUUUGACAACAAGGUGAGAAAGGGACAGUUGGUGGUGGUACCACAAAACUUUGUGGUGGCGGAACAAGCUGGGGAGGAAGAAGGAUUAGAGUAUGUGGUGUUCAAGACAAACGACAGAGCUGCUGUUAGCCACGUACAACAGGUGUUUAGAGCCACUCCCGAAGAGGUUCUUGCAAAUUCUUUUGGUCUUCGUCAACGCCAAUUCACCGAGUUAAAGCGCAGUGGAAAUCGUAGCCCUCUGGUUCACCCUCAGUCUGAAUCUCAAUCUCAUUGA